Molecule: messenger RNA, 753 nt
Organism: Hyaloperonospora brassicae
Lineage: Eukaryota; Oomycota; Peronosporomycetes; Peronosporales; Peronosporaceae
Source: the annotation of a GenBank genome assembly
AUGUUAUCCGCUGUGCGCUCACGCGGCAUCCGGAUGAACGAGACGACGCGUACUGGCGCGUCGGCCACCCGAAUGCUGAGUCGCGUGACGUUUGAGGAGAUGGCCGUCAACGCCGAUGCUGAGCAACUGAAGCUCAUGGAGGAGCAGAUUGUGCAGGUAGACGAGCAGGACGAGAUAGUGGGCCCGAUUAGCAAGAAAGAUGCGCACAUUUACAAUGGUGUACUCCACCGCGCUUUCAGCGUCUUUGUCUUUAACGCGAGAAACGAGCUCCUGAUCCAGAAGCGGGCCCGCGAGAAGAUCACGUUUCCUGGAUUUUGGGCCAACACGUGCUGCAGCCACCCACUGUUUACUGAAGGCGAACUUGACGACGGUGUGGGCGUGAAGCGUGCGGCCAUUCGAAAGCUCGAGCACGAGCUCGGAAUAUCUGCCUCCACAUUUUCCACUGAUGACCUGGCGUACGUGUCCACAAUCAUGUACAAGGCUGAGUCGGAUGCCAACUGGACCGAAUAUGAGAUGGACCACAUCCUCUUUGCGCGCGGUGAAUUGUCUUUGGACAACGUCAAUUCGAACGAAGUGGAGCAGGUCGAAUGGAUUGCGCGCGAAAAUUUACCAGCGCUGCUUGGGGACUCGACACGAAAGCUCUCGCCGUGGUUUCGCCUUAUUUGUUCGAAACUGCUGCCGCGUUUGUGGGACGAUUUGAACACAGUCCUGGAGAAAGACAACACCGACCGCCAAAUUCACGACUAUCGCUAG